This is a messenger RNA of Brugia pahangi, 1506 nucleotides long. The record is from the annotation of a GenBank genome assembly. NCBI's taxonomy places the organism in Eukaryota, Metazoa, Nematoda, Chromadorea, Rhabditida, Onchocercidae.
AUGUCAUCUGGUAGCCUGAUUAUGGAUAAGCCUUCAUCGGCAGUAUCAUUUAUACCUAUUAAGACUGAAAUGGAUCUCAGCUCGCAUGGCGGCCAAACAAAUCACUUGCAGCUGGAUAUAUGUCACCAACAACCUCAUCAAUCCUAUUCCUCCGUUACAUCAUCCACAUCAAAUGGUUGGGAUCCUACUGAACAUUUUGGCUCAUUGAAGGUUUGCUCUUAUGAGAAAUCGAGCAAUCAUAUCAAGCGUCCAAUGAACGCUUUCAUGGUUUGGUCACAAAUGGAACGUCGCAAAAUUUGCGAAACCUCACCGGAUAUGCACAAUGCGGAAAUCAGUAAAAGGCUUGGCUUACAAUGGCGUCAGCUGUCGGAUAGUGAGAAAGCACCAUAUAUUGCUGAAGCAGAACGGUUACGUGUUAUGCACAUGAAGGAAUAUCCGGAUUACAAGUAUAAGCCACGGAAGAAGCCAAAAAAGGGUGCGGAAGGACAGGUUGCUGUUUCUGUGAGUAAUUCUUGUCAUGUGCCCAGUCAGACAAUGCGACAAAAUGGCAUUACUUCAUCAAUUACUACUACUGGUCGACCGAAAACACAUAAACGCAUACUUGGUUUGCGAAUGAGUGGUCAGAGCGAAGCUCAUCAUCACUUAGCAUUUUCUGGUAAGUCGAUGAAGAUUGAUCAUGAUGGUAUUCGUUAUCUGAAUUCGGCCACAAGUGAUCAGAAGACAUCACCACUUGCAAAUACUACUGUCAAACAGGAAGCGUUAUUCCAACAAUCAUUUCCAUCGCCAAAUAAUUUUGCGAAUACACCAAUGACUCCAGAAAGCGGCUUUUACGAUGAUUUUUAUACAUCAUCUCAGCAUUCAGCUCCUUCAAUGUAUUCCUGUUCAACUACCAGUGUGCCGUCGCAACAUCUGUUGAUACCUUGUACAAAAAUGAACCAUGUGGGUGAUGUAACUACUUCCUACAGCACUAGCAGUGGUAGCACAUCAUCGAUGAUGCAUCAUCACCAGAUCUCUGCAUAUUAUCGGCAGCCAUCAACUGGACAAUCACCAAUUGCCAUUCCUAACAACAGUGCAGUGAUCACUGAUCAAGAUGAACUACGUUCCAUGUCAAGCGGGUCAAGUAGUGGGUACGGAAGUGCAGGGACAGCCGUCGACACGGAAACAGCCACCAGUUCAGUACCCAUUACCGCCCAUGUAGUCAAUGUGCGUUCUCCCGUUUGUUCCAUGUCUUACUAUCCGUCAAGUAGACCAGGCACCAGCUCUGACCCAUUUGUCUCAAACGGUUCAGCACAACAACCAUCUGCGCCACCGCCACCAUCAUCAGAUGAUCCAAAUCAGUCGCAGCCUGAUGUUGAGUUGUUGCCAUCGAUCAGUGACUUUCAGUUUCCAACCGCGAUGAGCGGUUUGUGGAAUGCACCAGUCAGCACAGAUUUAUGGACUGCGGCAUCAAAUCAUCAACUUACGCGAACACCAACAGAUUAUGAUAUUUACUGCAAUCGCAUGUGA